Molecule: messenger RNA, 1659 nt
Organism: Bombyx mandarina (wild silkworm)
Lineage: Eukaryota; Metazoa; Arthropoda; Insecta; Lepidoptera; Bombycidae
Product: organic cation transporter protein-like
Biological process (GO): transmembrane transport
Cellular component (GO): membrane
Molecular function (GO): transmembrane transporter activity
Source: RefSeq, a predicted model, not a curated record
AUGUCUUCGGAAACUCUUGAUCGAAAGGAAAAUGACUGUCGAGACGCGAAGGUAGAUUUGGAUACGAUUUUAGUAGAGGAAAUAGGACAGUUCGGGAAAUUUCAGCUUCGAACGCUGGCCCUGACUUUGGUCGCUGUCAUAUUUUGUGCUGUUUACGGGGAAUUCGUGUUCACGGCUGCCAGAAUCAACAGCAGGUGUGUUAUCCCGGAGUGUGAGGAACCAUCGACAGCGGUGUACGCUCCUGAUUGGAUUCUCAAUGCAAUUCCUGGAACCAGUCUCACGUCAUUCGAUAACUGCCAGCGCUUUGCAAAUGCCUCGACCAUCCUUACCGAUAGAUCCACCUGUCCUGCUGAUUUAUUUGACGUGCAUCGUGUGGUCCAAUGUGAAGCUUAUGUCUAUGAACAUGCCCAAACUGUUGUUUAUGACUUUGAUUUAGGAUGCGACGAAUGGCGACGGACACUCAUAGGUUUUGUCAGAACCUUUGGGUCGUUGGUGGCGCUACCCAUCACUGGGUACAUCUCUGAUCACUGGGGGCGACGGUUCGCCCUCACCUUCAAUGCCUUCAACACUGGCUGGAUCGGAGUCAUCAGAUAUUGGGCCAAUACCUAUAGCGGAUACAUAGUUUCAGUUUUUGUUGAAUCUGCAUUAGGAGGUGCAGUAUUUUCCUGCACGUAUAUUUUAGUUUUAGAGUUAGUUGGUCCAAAAUACCGUACUGUAGCUGGCGCAAUACUAACUACAUUUUUCGCCGUGGGUCAAGUGAUAUUGGCUCUUGUUGCCUGGGCUGUCCCGUACUGGAGACCCCUUACAUUAGCCAUGUAUAUACCUCAACUUAUCACCAUUGGAUACCUUUGGGUUAUUUCUGAAUCAAUACGCUGGUAUAUGAGCAAAAACAAUUAUGAUGAAGCCGAAAAGUUGCUUCAAAAUGUAGCUAAAGUCAACGGGAAACAGCUAUCAAGACAGUCUUUGGAGGCUCUACGCAGGACCGCGGAAGAACAAAAGCGAAGAAUAGAUAUUGAGAAGAAAGACAAAAUAAAAGAACCAUGGCUAAUAGUUUUAGUGUUUCAAAACAGACGGAUAUUAAUCAGAUGCCUCGUCUCCCCGAUCUGGUGGAUCACUAGCACCUUAAUAUACCACGGAUUGUCCAUAAAUGCAGUGAACAUGUCGGGGAAUGCUUAUUUGAAUUAUGCUGCGGUAGCUGCAGCGGGAAUUCCAGGUUUCUGGUUGGCAGUCCUUCUGAUGAGCAGGAUCGGAAGGAGACCGGUGUUGAUCGGUGCAUACUGGUUGUGUGGACUUUGUCAAGUCGCAUACAUAUUUAUGCCAGAUGACUUGUAUGCGGUUUCACUCGCCGUGUACCUGGUUGGGAAGAUCAGCAUAUCCACAGUAGUGACGGCUAUCUACAUGUACACCGCCGAGCUAUACCCUACCAAGUACAGACACAAUCUGUUCGCCUUCUCCUCGAUGGUGGGCAGGAUCGGAUCUAUCAUUGCACCUCUCACUCCUGCUAUUGGAGCUGCGACAUUUGACAAUCUGCCGUUCAUAUUGUUCGCGUCAAUGGCAUUUCUCUCUGGCUUCCUGAUGUUUCUGACUCCGGAAACAAACGGCACCAAGCUUCCGGACACUAUGGAAGAAGCCUCUAAUAUAGGGCUCAGAGAUAAAUAG